This is a messenger RNA of Suillus subaureus, 728 nucleotides long. RefSeq lists its product as uncharacterized. The transcript has 4 exons. The record is from RefSeq and is a predicted model, not a curated record. NCBI's taxonomy places the organism in Eukaryota, Fungi, Basidiomycota, Agaricomycetes, Boletales, Suillaceae. Bases 15 to 491 code for a protein of 158 amino acids.
AGUUGGACACCGCCAUGACAUGCCUCGUGCAGCGUGAGAAAAGUGCACGAGAUAAGUUGGUGCAAAACCCCAACGGGUUCUACACACUCUCUCCUUCUCGUCGUCAACGUUUAUUAACGGUUUCCUCUAUUGAAAGAUGGCCAACAAAGAUUACUACGGCGGCGGUCAGCAACAACAAUACUACCCACCCCAAGGUCCACCGCCAGGACAGGGGGGUUACUAUCCUCAACAACCCCAACAAUCGUACGGAGGCCAGCCUUAUGGUCAACCUUACGGCGGACCUGGGUACCAACCUCAACCGCCACCACAGACAGUUUAUGUACAACAACCCGCUCAGUCCAGUGGUGCUGGUGGAGGUACUGGCUGCUUGGCUUGUCUUGCUGGUGCAUGUCUUUGCUGCUGUGCUGAGGAGGCACUUUGUGACUGUCUAUUGUAAGAUUUGGGAAUUGCAUCGGAGGCUACUGUCCGCUGGCACGUGCAAUAUUGCCUAGUUGAUGAGGAACUGCUCACGAUCACGUCGUAUAUGCUGGUUGGAUGUCUUUAUGCUACGAUGGACACCGUGACGAACCUUUACUUUCUCUCUUUUACGAUUUGGUCACCAGGCAUCCUGAUUUCUAUUCGUUGGACUACGAUACCGUACUUCGUAAUAGUAUCAUGUUUGAAUGACCGUGCCUGCUUUUUUUGUAAAAUUAUUCGUCAAAGAUAUAUAUUACACCUUUUCCAAUUUU